Molecule: messenger RNA, 3709 nt
Organism: Psylliodes chrysocephalus
Lineage: Eukaryota; Metazoa; Arthropoda; Insecta; Coleoptera; Chrysomelidae
Source: the annotation of a GenBank genome assembly
UAGGAAGUGAAUCAAUUAUUUCAGUAGGUUAAGUUAAUUUUGUGGUGUGUUUACUUUAAUGCUCGACAAUUAGAGAUCGAUUGGAAAUGGACGUGUACAUAUUUUUAGUGAAUUAGAAUUAUUUUGUUUAUUUAUACAGAUAGGUAUAUUGGUGAUUGAGUUUGUGAUUUUACGCCGGUGUCAGAUUAACAUUUACAAGGUGCUAGUGGGUGCUCAAUUCGUUGAUUUAACCUAGAUCUAAAAUGUCAUUUAUACUUUGGUAUAGAUAUAUUUUUGACAAUGGAAUUCAAGACAUACUCCAAAAAUAUUUCAAAGAUACAUCGGUGGGAUAAACAUCAGCGCUGUACUUAUUUAAAGUUAGCUUAUGGCGCGGUGUUGCAGAUUACCCCUGAGGUAACAGCACUUCGAGGCUGCUGAUACCUCCUAUUCAGGAGACAUAAAAUCACAACUACCCAUCAUGUCUUGGAUAUUCUUCACUCUAAUCGGACUUCUAGCCUUUCAUCAGGCUGAGCCUUCAGGAGUUUUUGAAUUGCGACUGAUCUCAUUCGACAACGAAGCCGGCAAAAAUGAUUUUGGAACUUGCUGUAGUGGAAAAACGAGACCGAAUUUAGAAUGUGAAGGAUUUUGUCGACCCCGGUUCAGGGUUUGCCUGAAAGAAUAUCAAGUUAAAAUUGACACAACGUCCAAAUGUACAUUUGGUGAUAAGAUCACACCUGAAUUAGGACCAAAUAAUCCUAUUGCUGAUACACUUGAGAACGGAUUUUCAAACCCAAUAGCUUUACCAUUCCCGUUCACGUGGCCGGGCACCUUCUCGUUGAUCGUGGAAGCAUGGCACGGCAACGAAACAUCACAUUCUGCUGUGCUAGUGAGUAGAGUGACAAGGCAACGAUAUUUGGACGUCAGUGAUGAAUGGACAGAAGACGUGCAUACAUCAGCGUACUCUACCCUUAAAUUCAAAUACAGGGUAACAUGUGACUCCCAUUACUACGGAAAGGGUUGCGAAAAUCUGUGCAGGCCCCGAGAUGACAGCUUCGGGCACUACAGCUGUUCUCCCUCAGGAGAACGGGUGUGUCUAGCAGGAUGGACUGGAGAUUACUGCACUAAAGCGCAAUGUUUACCUGGAUGUGACGAGCAACAUGGACACUGCACCCAGCCCAACGAAUGCAAGUGCCAGUCAGGAUGGGAAGGCCCUUUGUGUAAUCAGUGUCAACGGUAUCCGGGGUGCAUGCAUGGUACUUGCGUCAAACCGUGGGACUGUCUUUGCAACGAAGGAUGGGGAGGACUGUUCUGCAAUCAAGACUUAAAUUUUUGUACUAACCAUAGACCGUGCCUUAAUGGCGGGACAUGUUUUAACACAGGACAAGGUAGUUAUACCUGCAGUUGUCCCGCUGGAUUCAACGGAACUGAUUGUGAAAUACCAGCUGAUGAUUGCUUGAAAAGUUCCUGUCUGAACGGCGGUACUUGUGGUCCCAAAAACGGUUACAACGUAUGUUCCUGUCCAACUGGCUACAGUGGUUUACAAUGCGAAACCGUCGUCAAUUAUUGCAGCAAACAACCUUGCAAAAAUGACGGUACUUGUGCCAAUACCGAAACCGGCUAUCGAUGUUCCUGUAAACCCGGAUUCAGUGGGACUGAUUGCGAACAACAAGUAAACAGAUGCUUACCAAAUCCUUGUAAAAACGAAGGUACGUGCGUUGAAACUUCCGAUGGAUUUCAAUGCAUCUGCCCGACUGGAUUUUCCGGCGAGUUAUGCGACAUUAACAUUGACGACUGCAAAGGAAACCCAUGCCAAAACGGCGGAACUUGUAUAGAUAAAGUAAACGAGUUUCGCUGCCACUGUGUACCUGGUUACGUGGGAGCGCUGUGCCAAAAUCGCGUAGAUUAUUGUAUCACGAAACCUUGUGCCAACGGCGGAACUUGUUUACAGCUAAUCAAUGACUAUAAGUGUAAAUGUGCCCCUGGAUUCGCAGGAAAGGAUUGUAGUGAAGAAGUUGACGAGUGUAUUGUAAACCCUUGCCACAACGGAGGCACUUGUACGAAUCGCGUUCACGGCUACGAAUGCUUGUGUUCCAGCGGCUUUCUUGGACGUGAUUGUGACGAAGUGUCAUCGAGCGCGGCUCCUAGUGCUAGGGUAUCCUCCGAAUCCAAUCUCACGACUGAACACGUUGUAGUGAUAGCUACAAUAUCAACAUUCGUACCGUUAGUUGUCUUAGUAGCAGUAGGAGUUAUAGUUUGUCUAAAACAGCGACGAAAACGCGAAAAAGCUCGCGCUGAUGAAGAAGCACGCCUGCAGAAUGAACAGAACACAGCUAAUAGUAGUUUCGCUAAACGGGGUGCCGCGAUGUCAGCCGAUAGUCACAUGAUCAAAAAUUCGUGGGGCAAGUGCACAAACAAUGUUAUUAGUUCGAACUUUUCUUCGCCAGAUGACUGCAGUGUUUCAAAUAUCAGCAUUAACGACUGUGAUGGUUUUCCGAAGCCGCAACACCAGGUCAUUGAUGGACGACCUGUGUACACCUUGCAGAGGACGCGUUCUCAGAAACAGCUCAACACCGAGACAGGUGCUCGUGCAUCAGCCUUGUUAGCUGCUAAACUGCACGAACCUGAUUAUGACCACAUCAAACGUUUGUCUGUGAUGUCAAACGCAUCGGCUGUAUGCGGCUCUAGUGAUCCCUCCAUGUUGAAGAGGCCGUUAGAAAAGGAGUCGAAUGGCGUUUAUGUGAUAGAAGAACACUUCCAUACUCCAGAUGCGAUUUCAUCUGGUCUUUUCGCGACGGAGGUGUAGAUAAUUUAAAAGAAUGACUGAGGUGUGCAUGUGAUGUCGAUGCUUCCGUCAGUCAGGGCCCGCUGUACAGUUAUUUAUUAUUUUCCCCCGUUUCUGACAGAGGCAUUGACAACUUAACUUAUGUUUGUAUGAGUAAUAAAAAUCGAGCUAGUGCCUCGUGUCCAAGAAGUUUUGCUACUCUCACGACUCCUCUUUGGGUAACGCCAACAAUUGAUCAAGUCGUUGUCACCAGUGGUAAAAUAUUUUUUGUUUAUAUUGUAUAUAUUUCGAGGAUUUUUUGUUCUGUUUAUUUUCUGUAUUUAUAUGAUUUACCAAUGGUGAAUGCACUUGGUAAGAAACCAAAGAUUUUGGCAUUGCUCAAAAACUGACUUAUGAGCGUAGCAAGGCUGCAUUUCGUCAAGUAGUAUGUAACUAACGUUUUAUUGUUAUAGAAGAAUUUUGUGAUGAAUCUGAAGCAAACUAAGUCACCAUUGUACUUAAGUAGGCUUCCUUCGAUAUUUGUAAGCCUUUUUCAUGUUGCGAUUGGUGUUAAUAUGCAAUCAUUUACGAUGAUAGGCCAGUGAUAUUUAUUUAACAUUAAAACCGAUAGCAACAUUCCACUGUCGAAUCGAUUUUUCUACCCAAUUUUUCGGACAAAGAAUCAAUGUUCCUGAUUUCCAAACUAAGUCAUUUACCUUCAAUAUUAUAGAUAGACCAAGAUUUAGCCAAAUUUACUUUGUCUCUCCAUAGCAUUGACUGACAUUAUUUUUGUUGUACACUACUUAAACUCUUGGGCAAGUUAAAGACUUAAUAUUGAUAAAUACGUUUUGUAAUAUAUAUUAUUGUAUAUUUAUAGUAUGUAACUAGUAAAAAAUUGUUCAUGUUUCAUAAUAAAAUACUUCUUUAGAGAAGCGGCUGUAUUGUUCCUCACGUGAAUGUUAUUUAAAG